AUGCGAUUGGAUUUCGUGGAUUUCAACUUGCAAGGAGCCACGGUCGAUGGGCUUUGUGCGAACGAUCUCUUCACGGUCUUGGGUGGGACAUCCGUCGCGCCUUCCAUCUGCGGUGUCAAUACCGGAAAUCACAUGUACGUGGACGUGGGACAGACGACGAAUUCCGUUUCCCUCACCGUGACGACCAGUGGAAGCAGCUUCCCCAGAUCGUGGAAGAUCAAAGUGACCCAACUCCCCUGUAACACAAACUAUUUGGCCGGCAGUGGCUGCCUUCAAUUCCACACGGGAGUCACCGGACAGGUCAUGACGUACAACUUCAACUCUGCCCUUGGCCAGGAGCUAGCCAAUCAGGACUACGGCAUUUGCAUCCGAAUGGAAGCUGGUUAUUGCGGCAUUCAGUAUGCUACAUGUACAGUGGCCAACGAGACCUUCACCCAGGCGUUCAGCGUGAGCGGCACGACAGUCAACACUAAUCCAUCGUCCCAGACGGGAUCUGCGAAUUGUCCAUUCGACUGGGUUGUCAUCCCUUGCCUAACGAAUGCCCAAGGAGCAGCUGGUGCAACCCAGGUUACUCCGUUCGCCACCCAACCAUGCGUAGAUCGAAUCUGCGGCACAUUCUUCUCAUCUGGGCAAGGACAGGGAGCGCCACCUGCCUACCUGGGCCCUUAUUACAGUUACCGGAAGCCCUUCGUCAUAUACUAUCACACAAACGGGCAGGAAACUGCACAAAACGACUUGGGCAAUCGAGGUUUUUGCCUUCGCUACACUCAACAGCCUUGCACUGGGACGGUAGGAUAA
Darwinula stevensoni is the source of this 798-nucleotide messenger RNA. The record is from the annotation of a GenBank genome assembly. NCBI's taxonomy places the organism in Eukaryota, Metazoa, Arthropoda, Ostracoda, Podocopida, Darwinulidae.